AACUUUUCAGAGUCUCGUGAAUGAUAUAUUUGGCUUGAUUUUUUCCAGACGCUUGUGCUGACAUCAAUCGCCUCACAGAUUCAUGCUCUCUUUGCCUCGGCGGAGAAAUUGAGUUGGGUUGUGGUGGUGAUUGCUGUUGUUUUCCACUGAGUAUUGUGGUUUUAUUGGGGAGCUAUGGCUUCCAUGCUAAUUAACAGUUCACACUUUGCGACACGCGCAGUGAGUGGGGGUGAAGUGGCCUUUCUGGACAGGUUUCAGGGAUUGAGAAAGCAGUCAUUUGGAACAACGAAGAGUGGUUUGCGUGUGGGAAGGAAGGGGAAGGGGAGUAGUGAGGCUGUCAGGGUUGCUGUGCUUGUCCGUGCGACGAGUUAUCGUCCUGGGCGAUACGUGAAGGAAAAAGGUGGUAGCAUUAUACCUGUGUCGCCCGAGGAUGGCCGCAUCAACUUUUUGGAAGACGAGGUUAAAUUGCGCCUCUUUCAGGGUUUACCCGAUGAGAGCAGGGUUGGGAUGUGGGUCAAGCCCUCUUUUCAGCGUAAGACGAAGAUUGUGUGCACAAUUGGCCCUACAUCCAAUACGAAGGAGAUGAUCUGGAAGCUCGCGGAAGCUGGAAUGAAUGUGGCUCGGCUUAACAUGUCCCAUGGAGAUCACGCCUCGCAUAAGGAGGUGAUUGAUCUUGUGCGAGAAUUCAACAAAGAAGCGCACGCGAAUGUCAUUGCUCUCAUGUUGGAUACAAAGGGUCCAGAGGUUAGAAGUGGAGACCUGCCUCAGCCAAUUAUGCUGAAGAAGGGCGAUCCAUUCACCUUCACAAUUAAGCGCGGCGUGGGAACCGAUACCUGCGUGAGCGUUAACUACGAUGACUUUGUGACCGAUGUGGAAAUAGGCGAUACUUUGCUGAUUGAUGGAGGCAUGAUGUCGCUAGAGGUGAAGGGCAAGACCCACGAGGAAGUGUACUGUGAAGUGGUGGAUGGGGGUGAAUUGAAGUCCCGUCGUCACCUCAACGUGCGCGGAAAGAGUGCCACUCUACCCUCCAUUACCGAGAAGGAUUGGGAAGACAUUAAAUUUGGAGUAGAAAAUAAAGUUGAUUUCUACGCGCUGUCAUUUGUCAAGGACGCCCAGGUGGUGCAUGAGCUCAAAUCCUUUUUGAAAGAGAAGUCAGCUGACAUUCAUGUCAUUGUGAAGAUUGAAAGUGCGGAUUCGAUUCCCAAUCUACAAUCCAUUCUGGAUGCAGCUGAUGGUGCUAUGGUUGCCCGUGGUGAUCUUGGAGCCGAGCUGCCAAUUGAGGAGGUGCCUCUUCUCCAGGGAGAAAUUAUUAGAUCUUGCCGAGCCAUGGGAAAGCCAGUGAUCGUGGCUACGAACAUGCUUGAGAGCAUGAUCACUCACCCUACGCCCACACGAGCAGAAGUCUCAGACAUAGCCAUCGCUGUCCGUGAAGGUGCGGAUGCAAUUAUGCUUUCAGGGGAAACCGCUCAUGGAAAGUAUCCUUUGAAAGCUGUGCGAGUGAUGCACACUGUGGCCAUGCGCACAGAAGCAACCAUGCCAGAGGAGGAGGCCCCUGCUAACCUUGGUCGAGCCUUUAAGACUCAUAUGAGUGAAAUGUUCGCAUUUCAUGCCACUUUAAUGUCAAAUACAUUGGGGACUUCUAUACUGGUGUUUACACGAACGGGCUUUAUGGCUCUGUUAUUGAGCCAUUACCGUCCAGUUGGUACUAUCUUCGCUUUCACAAACGAUAAGAGAGUGCAAUCGAGAUUGGCUCUUUACCAUGGUGUAAGAGCUAUACACAUUAAAUUCACAAACGACGCGGAGGAGACGUUUAAUUAUGCGCUCAGCAUACUGCAGAAAAAAGGUAUGGUCCAAGAUGGCGAAGAGGUUGCUUUGGUGCAAAGUGGAAAACAGCCCAUUUGGAGAUCAGAGUACUCUCACCAUAUUCAAGUGCGCAAAGUACGAGCGUGAUUUAAAAACUUGGCAUUUUGUCUCGUUCCUCAGGUCGUCAACAUUAAAGAACGCCUAACUGUGUCAUACUAGUGACUAUUCCUGUUCUUGUACUAUGUAUCCAUAUUACCUCUAUCAUGUAAUAGUAUGUUCAUACCACCAAGUAUCCAUACCCCAUUUUGUUAUCGCAGCUCCUCAUUUUUGUUCGGCAUGUCAAGGCUUGGACUCAGAGAGCAUGACUAGUGUGUACCUAGUAAAGUUUACUUCUGUGUAGGACAAGACAUCACACAAGUUCCACUUGCAACUGCCCGGUGAAUUUAUGUCUUUUUUGUGUGUGUUGCACUUGAAAUGAACUUGCUUAAGCCUUGUCUGAA
Physcomitrium patens is the source of this 2303-nucleotide messenger RNA. RefSeq names its product pyruvate kinase isozyme G, chloroplastic. The record is from RefSeq and is a predicted model, not a curated record. Gene Ontology annotation, molecular function: magnesium ion binding; pyruvate kinase activity; potassium ion binding. Lineage: Eukaryota; Viridiplantae; Streptophyta; Bryopsida; Funariales; Funariaceae. Gene Ontology annotation, biological process: glycolytic process.